UUCCCACUUUUACGCAAUCCUCCCAAUAUCCGACAACCCGUCAAAACUGAAGAAUACAGGAAAUUUCGCAUGGACGGUAUUCUCGCAGGAAUUGUUGGCAACAUCUUAUACAUCAUAGAAGGCCAUCCUAAAUACCAUUUCGUUUAUAUUGGUUAGAGAUAUUUAUGCCAUAAAGAAGCAAGAGAGAGAGAAAAAAGGGGGGAAACUUAUAUUUCUUGUUUGAAGAUAGAUGGCUGCGAUUGGAUUGCUGGUCUCGGAUUUCAUAAUCUCUUUCAUGUGGGUAUGGUCAGGAAUUCUGAUUAAGAUCUUUGUGUACAAGAUUUUGGGGCUGGGCCAUGAACCCUGCGGCGAGGUUAUCCAGUGCGUGCUGUCCAUCAUCAACAUGUUCUUCUUCGCGUUCUUGGGUAACAUUACCGAAGGCGGGGCAUACAAUCCUCUCAACGUGUUGGCUAGUGCCAUUUCUGGGAAUUUCAGCAGCUUCCUCUUCGGCGUUGGUGCUAGAAUCCCAUCUCAGGUUAUUGGAUCAAUUACUGGGGUUAAGCUCAUAAUCGAGACCUUUCCUGAAAUAGGACUUGGGCCACGCUUAAAUAUUGACAUCCAUCGGGGUGCACUGACAGAAGGAUUCCUUGCAUUUGCAAUUGUUAUAAUCUCACUUGGUCUGGCCACAAAAAUCCCUGGAAGUUUCUUCAUGAAGACUUGGAUCUCAAGUGUCUCCAAGUUAACUCUUCAUAUACUCGGCUCUGAUCUGACUGGUGGAUGCAUGAACCCAGCUGCUGUGAUGGGAUGGGCUUAUGCUCGUGGGGAUCAUAUAACCAAGGAGCAUGUACUUGUAUACUGGCUUGCUCCGAUAGAGGCAACCCUACUGGCGGUGUGGAUAUUUAGGUUGUUAGUACGGCCAAUGAAAGAGGAGAAAGCAAACACGAAGAGUAAAUCAGAAUGAGAGUUCUACAUGCUCUUCAAAAGCUUGGUUGGAUGAUCCAAUCAGCUAGCAUUUGAAUUGCUAAGAAAGGGUGAACUUGAACACCAUUAGACUUGAAGGAAUCAGUAUUUUUGUAUAUAAAUUCCUUCAGGUCAUUAAUUUCUAAUUAUAUUUCAGGAGUAGAUUAACCAAUCCUUCCUCCCAACUCCCAAAUGUGCUGAUGAGGGAGAAGAUGACCACAAAAUAAAUCCGAGCCUGAUUAGAUUUUUCCUCCUGUACCUAGUAAAAGAAAUGAGCCUCACGUUAGAUUUUGCAGCCUCAGUAGCUACUAGCAUCUUUAGUUACUGAAUGUGAUAGACAAUCAUGUAAAGAAUGUGAUCAAUGAAAUCGUAACCAUUCCUGUUA
Carya illinoinensis is the source of this 1324-nucleotide messenger RNA. RefSeq names its product probable aquaporin SIP2-1. The transcript has 3 exons. Gene Ontology annotation, molecular function: channel activity. Gene Ontology annotation, cellular component: membrane. NCBI's taxonomy places the organism in Eukaryota, Viridiplantae, Streptophyta, Magnoliopsida, Fagales, Juglandaceae. The record is from RefSeq and is a predicted model, not a curated record. Bases 230 to 940 code for a protein of 236 amino acids. Gene Ontology annotation, biological process: transmembrane transport.